This is a messenger RNA of Chenopodium quinoa (quinoa), 2726 nucleotides long. Its product is annotated as F-box protein At5g07610-like. NCBI's taxonomy places the organism in Eukaryota, Viridiplantae, Streptophyta, Magnoliopsida, Caryophyllales, Amaranthaceae. The record is from RefSeq and is a predicted model, not a curated record. The coding region runs from base 1209 to 2408 and encodes 399 amino acids. The transcript is spliced from 2 exons.
CUAGAUUAUGUUAACAUAUCAGCUUUGGUGAACCAUUAUUUUAAAAAUUUCGAUGCGACACACAUAUAGCUAGUGGGCUGAACUUUAAACCUGAUUUAAGUAGACAUACGAAAUUUCGAUACGACACAAUACAUAGCUGGUGUGGCUAAACCCGAUGAUGUCCCACACUCCCACUCGACUUGAGUGAAGUGUCAAGUCAACUCGACAGUAUUGUGAUGGUUUUCACUUCCUAAGUUCCUAGCUCAUACAAAAUCAAACAAUCGAAGCCAAAAUAAUACCUCUAAAAUUGUAGUGUUGCAGACGACGGAUUAAUGCCGACAACAGAGAGCUAUCCGGAAGAGUUGAAAUGUCUGCGCUUCUUUUGCUACCUUUCUUCCUUUUGAAGGGAGGUGAGCAAUUGUGCAGGUGCUGAUCAUCUACUGAUUCCUUCAUGUCCCGUGAUGAUAAAUCAAUAAUGCUGCUUGACUCGCAAGCUGGAGUAUCAAGAAUCCUUUUUGCUGAUGCGUAUGCUCUCUUAACUGUGGAAUAUUGGAAAGGUAAAAUCAUGCUGUUGUAUGAUGUCUGAAACUUUAAUACUGAAUUUUAGUGUUUAUUUUAAGCUGUGAAGUGAUUCAUCAUUUGUUACACAUUUCACUAUUGAAUCUAGCUGAUCGACAAGCGAAGAUAUAAAGAGAGGUAUGCACACUUAAUUAAUAUCUUGGUUAUGUUUCUGAUCUGGAUAUUAUUUGUUGUUUUCUUAAACAAAUGAACAAACUUAAGCUUGACUCCUUCCAGGCAUGACAGCUGCUUAUUGCAGCAAUCGCUCAUCGAUAGUCUUACAUGCUAUUGCAGUACAUUUUUAAUUUUUCUGAUUUCACCUUUUAUUGUUGUUUUAUUUUGGCAGAUGGACCGGUUAAACCUCUUUCGCAGUAUAUUUUUUUCUUUAUAAACAGUUGACCUGGCAUAUUUGGAAGAGUUGCUCUUUCCUUGAUGAUAUGUUUGUUGCCUAAUUGUAUGCUCUUUGGUUGCCUGGUCUUCAUGCUGACGUACUUUUGAUAUUAUUUUAUUCUCUUAUAAAAAUUGGAAGCAGAAAUGAAACAGACAUGCUAAAAGAAUAGAGGACUCCACGUAGUAUAUCUUCGACAAAAUCGAAUUUCUUACUAGGAUAUGAUAGUGUAUUGAGUUGGGACUCUUUUGGUGAUAAUAUAUCAACUGAAUUAAUAGGGGCAAUGGAAAUAGGGAUGUGUAGCAACCCCAGUUUUGAUCCAUUGACCUUGAGUGGUGAUGAUGAGUACUUUUCUGCUGAGAGCAGCCUUGAUAUCGACUUACCAGCUGAGUUCAUUGAUGGGGAUGAUGAAUUAGCUGCCGGGUUCUACUUCUCUUUGCCUGAUCUAUGGCUUCCAGAAUUUGAUUAUGAGCUAACUGAGCCCUUGUGUCCUCCCAUGUCUGACCAUGAUUUUCUUCUGUUCUACUCCCUUGACCCUCGUGUAUCUGGCCUUGUGUUGAUUCCGAAACAUUCACCACAAAGACCUCAAUUUGAGUAUGUCUCCCUCAUACAAAGUCAGACCAAGGUUCCAGAUAUUUCGUUUCUCAACAGCCUAAAUCUUCAGAUUUUACAAUCUUGCAGUGGUUUGCUCCUUUGUCUUUCUCAGUCAUCCCAAAAAUAUUAUGUCUGCAAUCUGGCAACUCAACACCCAGAGGUACUUCCUAAUUUUGUUUCUGCGACCAACCAUUUUGCUCUUAACCUAGCUUUUGACCCUUAUACUUCACCUUAUUAUAAGAUCAUUUGUGUGCAAAAGCUAGAACUGCAAAAGCCACUUCAUCAGAUAUCUAUUUAUUCCCGUGAAACUCAAACUUGGGCCGUCUCAGGUAAGCCUUUUGUUGCACCUGGUGACAUAGAUUUUAGUGAUGGGGUGUUUUGCAAUGGUGCAAUUCAUUGGAUGAGACGUACAACAAUAGGUCUGUACUUCAAUGUGGAGGAAGAGAUUCUGACAAAAAUGCCUAAGCCUCCACUGAAGGAAGGGUAUCCUUUGGUUAGCUGUGAGUACUUUGGGGAGUCUCAAGGUCAUCUUCACUAUGUAGUUGCAUCACCAGAGUUGUCUUUUCUGGAGCUCUUUGAGAUGAAGGAAGAUUACAGUGGGUGGUUUCUGAGGAGUUUGAUUGAUUUAAAGGCUUUGGCGAAGGAUUUUCCAAUUAUGGCUCGUAGGUCUAGCAACCCUCAUCCUUUCUUGCCGCGCUAUGAGUGUGAUGUGUUGUCUGUUGUACAGGGCCAUUAUGAUGAAGAUUUAGAAGUUGUGCUCUCAAUUCCUGGUGAAGUCAUUACUUACAAUCACGAGAAGAGAUCUGCAAAAAAGCUGUGUGACUUAAAGGUAAGGCCGUAUGAACGAGCAGUGUGGUAUAGAGUUUAUUCUUCCUAUCAAGUACUUUGAAGAAUUGCAGUCGAACUUCCCUUUGUACCUUAGCCUCAACCAUGCUUCAUAGUCAUAUCAUACCGAGCACACAUUUCAGUCACAGUUGUUGGUUUCUAGCGUCUGACAUGCUCAGACGUGAAUCUGCAGUGUAGAAAAGAAGGGUGAAUUGAAGCACAGACAGAAUCAAGAAAAAUAUGUUUGUUUUUAUCACACAUAUUUUAUUGAUAUGUCUUGAUUUACUUUGGAUGUGCGAUUGUGUCCCUUUAGUUUUGCCUUGGUUUUGUUCGUCUUGAAUAAUUAUCAUGUAUACUAUGAAGUUUAACUUUUGUUUUAUGU